UAGUAGAAAUUAUUCUCAAGUGACUUGUAAAUAAAAGAUUACUCACAGAUAAAACCCUUGGAGAAUAAUAUGACAUUAGAAAAAUAAAUAUAAAAGAAAUUUAAAUAAUAUCAAAGAUAUCAUGGCAGGUGUAAAAGGGUUAGUCGGAUUGGCCUUUUUAGGUUCAAUUGGAAUGACAUUGGUUAUAUUGGCAUGUGCGUUGCCAGAAAAUAAAUUAUGGUGGCCAUUUUUCGUGGUUGUAUUCUAUCUAUUGGCACCAUUACCCACAUUAAUUGCAAGAAGAUACAAUGAAAAUCCUGGAGGAAGUAAUUCUACUUUAGAAUGUGCAAUAUUUAUAACGAUGGGUAUAGUAAUUAGCGCAUUUGCAUUAGUCAUCGUCUUAGCUCGAGCAGAAGUUAUUCGUUGGACGGCAUGUUAUUUAACGUUAACAGGCAAUGUGAUUGUGUUUGCAACAUUGAUUGGAUUUUUCUUAACGUUUGAUUCAGACGACUCAGAUUAUACGAUGUGGUGAAAAACGUGUACUGUAAAAUAUUUCAAUUAAUUAAUAAAAUUAAUAUAUCACAUAUACUUACUCUCAAACAGUAAAAUAAAAAUAUAUAUAACGUAUCAUAUUGCCCUUUCAUAUAAAUUUACCGAUUUAGACAUUCAUGCAUUUAUUCCAAAUCGAAAAAAAACAUUAACGCAGU
Chrysoperla carnea is the source of this 686-nucleotide messenger RNA. RefSeq names its product leptin receptor gene-related protein. The transcript is spliced from 4 exons. Gene Ontology annotation, biological process: late endosome to vacuole transport via multivesicular body sorting pathway. The coding region runs from base 122 to 511 and encodes 129 amino acids. The record is from RefSeq and is a predicted model, not a curated record. Gene Ontology annotation, cellular component: endosome. NCBI's taxonomy places the organism in Eukaryota, Metazoa, Arthropoda, Insecta, Neuroptera, Chrysopidae.